This is a messenger RNA of Dermacentor silvarum, 10987 nucleotides long. Its product is annotated as TSC22 domain family protein 1-like. Gene Ontology annotation, cellular component: nucleus. Lineage: Eukaryota; Metazoa; Arthropoda; Arachnida; Ixodida; Ixodidae. Gene Ontology annotation, molecular function: transcription regulator activity. Bases 739 to 2073 code for a protein of 444 amino acids. The transcript has 2 exons. The record is from RefSeq and is a predicted model, not a curated record.
CGGCCGCGGGAGGUUGUUCGGGCGGAGGGAGAGGCCCAGGGAGCCCGUCCCAGCGCAGCGGCAAGCAAGGCAGGCAAGCAAGCAGCAGAGGAGGCUCGCCGGCCCCUGCACACGGCGACGCCGCCGCCAACCUUCGCAGCGAGCGGGAGCAGCAGCAGCAGCAGCAGCAGGCCAGCCAGCCUUCAGCCCUCGGCGCCUCAUCCCUCGCCCACUCCACCGGCGGCAGCAGAACAACGACAUGGCCGCGUAAAAAAGCCCGCUGCCUCGCACGCGUCCUCAGCUGAAAAAUCUCCCUCUCCUCGCCGCCGCCAGGGGCCGCCGCGAGCGUCCCACGCACGCGGAGCGCGGGUUGGCCGCGAUGACCCCACGUGACCGUAGCGCGCGAAGCACGAUGGGAUCGCCGCGCACCCCGUCGUCUGCAACGCUCGAGUCGGGCGCCGCUUCAGUGGGCGAUCAGCCGCUGUCGGUGCCGGUGUGUUCGAAAGGGACCGCGUGUAUCCUACAGCGCUGCCGUGCGUGCUCCUCUCGGCGUGUCGUCUGCUGCUGCUGCCAGCGUUAAGCAACAGCGUCGUUCGUCGCAGCCGAUCCCGGCCUCGACUGUCGUGACUGACAUCCUCGUGUGUUUCGACGCCCGCGAGGGACUGCUCCACGACGUGUCGACGCGACGACGAAGUCGACGACCAGCACGGUUCGAGCCGUGAGGCCGUCAUUCCGUGUUCGACGCCAGACGCCUAUGGCAUGGGGGUAGAGGUCAGCCCACUGCAUGCCCUCAGAUUUAAGAGUGCAGCAGCUCCCGUAGCCCCGCCUUUCCAUGUGAGCGCCAUGUUCUCGGAGGCGCAGCCCCGCGGAAUCAAGCGCAAGGCGCACUCGCUGGACGACUUCUCCGACGGUGGUGGUCUCGACGAAGAGGAGGACGACGAAGAGGAGGACUCUAGCUCCUCCAGUUCCUGCUCAUCGGCCAGCUCAACCACAGGUGGAUGCUCGUCGGGCGAGGACGCCCGCUCCUUGUAUUCGCGCCGCCAGCACGUGGUAUUUAACAUGAGCAUCUGCAAGCUGGCCCGUUUCCGGCAGGCACCCGACCCCAGCCUUCUGCGCUCGGUACUUGUGUGCAACACGUUGCGGGCGCUCGAGCGGGAAAUGAGGCCGCCCAGAGGUCCCGAGCCGGCGACGCUCCCCACGGCUGCUGCCACGUCACCCCAUCACCCCCACCACCCUCAUCACCACCAUCACUCGCCUCACCACCACCACCACCAUUUGCACGGCGCCACCACCAACGGCGGGCUCGGAGCCGGUCACCACCACCUGCCGCAGCACCAGCCGUACGGCCCCGCGACGCCCUUCCACAAUGGCGGCUACGGGGACGACUACGACCGGUCGUGCCCUCCUCCCGGGGACAGCGGCCGCCUGACGCCCUUUGUGCGAUCUCCCGCCGAACCGCCGGUUUCCGGACCUCCUCCCACGCCCCUGUGGACUGACGAGGACAGGUUGCCGAGUCUCAACUGGAGCUCGGUACUCAACUUCGGCAGCGGCGCGCCCGUCACGCCGCCAGCGCCUACGGUGGCCGAGCCGGUGUCCUCGGCGUCGGCGUGCGGCAUCACCGACCCUGGGUGCGGCAGCGGCGGCAGCAAUGGCUCGGCGCCCCUCUACACCCUGCUGCCGGCGCACAACUCGCCCGCGGCCGCCAUGGUGGUCACUUCCUCGUCGGCAUCUUCCUCGGUGCUGCAGACGAGCCCUUCCUCUUCCUCGUCCUCGCUGGCCAGCAACAGCAACAGCAGUGGUGCGAGCAGCAGCAGCGACGAGAUCUUCGGCGACAUCGACCUGUCCCUGUACGACUUCGACCUGCUCUCGCCGCUAUCGCCGCCGCACGUCAAGCUGGCGCCGGUCAGUGCCGAGGACCUCAUGCGUUCGCUGGCCGCGUCGCAGCAGCAGGCGGCCGACUGCGUAGUCACCACCACGGCCGCGUCCCCGUCGGCCGCCACAUGCCAGCUGGUCGCCUCUUCGGGCCAGCAAAUCAGCUUCGGCUACAAGGGACUCAUGGGCUCCGAGGACCACGUGGCCACCGUCAUGUCCUGAGGCGGGGCGCGAUCGUCUGUGUGUCGUCGUUUCUGGAGAGGCCUUUCUCGUCUUCUGUAGCCUCUUGGUCCCAGCCCUCUCUCUGCCGGCGUGGCGGAGGACAGCGCUUGCUUUGUGUACAUAGGACAGUUGAGAAAGAAGCGUUGGGAGGAAGUAAGUGGACUGUAUCGCGCCGAAUCAUCAUCUAAAGAGUGCCGACAUUUACGUUGCCAAAGAGUCGCGACAGCUCAUUGUGUGUGUUUGCGGGCGGUGCGCUGCUGCUGUGUCUCGCUUGCAAGGAGUUCCUCGCUCCUUGCGUUCGCGUGAAAAGGUCCUCCUGCUCAAGCCGAGAGUGGGUGGACAGGCUUACUAAGCUGGUGAUAUAAGUGCGUUCGAAUGUAAUUCAUUAGUUCGAGGGGCAGGGCUGGUUGGAAAAGAUUCACAUGUCUCAUCUGGGCCUCAUGGCCCCUGACCUGCCACCUCUCGAGUACUGCGCGGCCCAGCCUAAUCAUCGUCAACCAUACUCUCGCGUGAAGCGAUCGCGCCACGGGCGACGAGUGUCUCUGAGGCAUUACAAAUGGGAGUUCUGCGACAGCGCCGGUGGUGGGCAAGUCAUGCCUUCGGUGUACAAUAAUGGUCUUACAUCUCAGCUGUACUCUACCUAGUCUCAUUAACCCACUGGCGGUCCACCAUUCUGAGCUUCCAAUACAACAGCUAAUUGGCCAUUUCGGAUGCUCCAUGUUGUGGCGUCACUCCCGCACGUUAUCUACAACUGCGCCCGUUUGUUCGUACUAAGCUCGCCAAUAAUGCUGGUUAGCUACGUUUCAACCCCUCUGCGUAUGUAGUACUCUGCGCGGAGGUGGGAAGCCUUAUAUGAGCUGACAAAAGUCCGCUACGAGAAAUGAAGACAUGACAAGCCGCAACAGCCGUGCUAAAUUGUCUAGGACGAUUUUAACUGUAUUGUAGAAACAAAUGGAGCAGAAAAGCAAAGAGGCGAGGAGGCAGUGGCGCCGACUACUGGCCGCGGAGCAGACUUGCCCGCCGCCUCUGUUCAAAUCGGGCCGAGUGCCUAUCCUGUUUUUUACGCAGCCCGAAAAACCGGGCCCUCGCGUCGGCGUACUCUCCUUUCGGUAGCGGUAGCGGUGGGUUGCGAGAGAGCAACGACCGCCGCAGCGGAGAGAUGGCGCCACGCUCGGCAGAGACAUCCUUCCAGACCUCUUUCUCCUCGCCUUCCUCCGCGUCGUUCGCCCCGUUUUUUUUUUCUUCUUCGCGAGUCUCAGAGGCACUCGUCGUUCGCGAAAAUCUCUCGGCGUCGUCUCCGCGGUUGGGCUUUCCAAUUUCGCGCGGCGAGCUCACGCCUCGGCUGCCGCAAUGUUUUCACUCGCAUCCGUCGGCGUCGUCGACGCUGCUACGCAUGCGCGCGUCAUUUCCUCUUAAAUGGCGAAAUGUGGUGCUGGUUUCGAAACCGUCUUUCUCGCUUUCUGUUUUAAAUCUUUUGCCGCGGGGUUAUCUCGUGUUUCUCGGGAGUACCUACACCCAGGCCCGUAGAUAAAGCGUACCGAGACCAAAAAUCGUUUCUAGAACCGUGGCUACACUGGGCUUAUCGCGUACUAUCAGGACGCGCUGCUGACGUAUUGACAAAUAGGUUUGGAAACUAGGCAUAAGCAGCUUUGAUUCUAAGCGCUAUGCUCAUGGGCUCUUAGCAGUUAGCUUCAGUUUGCUUCGAUUCACUCCUGCGAACCACUUACAGCGGAUGCGCAAUCGUCGCAUCGAAGUAGGUGUAUCGCAGCUUGUAAGCUGGAUGAUAACUGCAGGUCUACUCCGCACGACCUGAGCCUACUGAUACAAAGAUGCUGCGUUGAGCGUCACCUUAUGAUUGGCGUCGUCGCGAAUUUCCGUAAUUAGCUUCGAUUCCGUAAUUAGUGGGGUACGCUUAAUUUUUUAUGGGAUGUGUGGUCUCCCGGUGACGUCGGCGACAAUCUUGGGCACAGAUCGCGUUCUACGGGUAGUCCCUGGAAGACGCGCAGUGUGUCUUCCGAGACUGGUGGCACAAAUGACACCUUCUUGACUCCUCGCGCGCCUUCCCAUGGACGGCGUCCCAAGAUUUUUUGGUGCGAACUGCGUGUUUUCCGCGGCCUUACAUAAUAAUAACAGCGCAUGUGACUUACCAGACAGAAGCCAGCGCCAUGUAUCGUCUCCCAAAGCUUGCUUACGUGUUCUGCGAAGCCUUGUAUGUAGCCGUUGGUGCGCGUUCAGCUUAUGUGCGAGUUGCGUCGUCCGAGCUUCCGCGCAAACUCUGCCAGGGGAAUGAAAAAAAAUACAAAAAAAAUGUUGUGUGGGGAGGGUAGGAUAGUCGAGUAAGGCAGCUAUCGUUGACGGUUGACCGCACAGCCGCGUGCACUCCACUGGGAAGAAAACGUGCCUUUGUUACUAUGUUGCACCUCAGUUCGUCUUCGUCGUAUUUUACUCCUUAAAGGGUGCACACCCCGUAGAGGUGCAAAACAUUCCCAAAAAGAAGCACUCAAAAUUCUUUGCGUGCUUCGACCUGUUCAAGGUUCAAAAAGCGAAAUUAACAUUUAAUUCGUUCGAAAGCUGGAGUAAUACGACUAGACGAGACGGAACAGCAGGGGUGUAAAAUGUGCACGUUUUUGUACACCCUUUUUUUCCCACUCUUACUGCAGCGGUAAUGCGUCGCUUCGAGACCACGGAAAAGUGGCAUCUGCCGAAACUCGACUUGGGAACUUUUUUUUUCGUUUGUGAUAAAAAAAGAAACAAACCCCGUUAAACUGUGAUAGGACGCAUCAACUCUCUCGGACCACGCAACUUUUAAAGCAAGAAUGAAAAAAAAAAGCACUGUACGUUCUCACGUUCGAUGCCAACAGCAGCGACCACACGGCAACAUUUGGUGGUGUUGUACAUAUUAUAUCAUCUUUUUAUUUUUUAUGCCCAUUCUUGCCGCACCUUCUUUUAGUAUCCUUGUUGUGCUUUUGCCGAUAGAGAAGAGUAUUAUGAUUAUUAUUAUUGCCAUCACCAUUGUAUGUUUACUCUCUUCGGCGAAGUAUUGAUAACUGGUGUAAAUAUGUGCGCGUGUUAAGUUGUGUUAUUGGUUUUUUUUUUCUCGAAUAAUUUGUUGUUUUCCACAACACAGCCGCACGAAAUCGCCUUGUAUAUACAUAGAGUACAUAUGUGAAUGUGCCGCGUACGCGAGGUUCCAUACUGUGCAUAUACUUGUGUAAGGGCUGGAUCAGCACUGUAGAAAAAACAAACUGCCAACUCUCGAAGCGCCUCCUCGCAUUUUUUUUUUCGGCGCCAAUAUUGAGCGCUGUAGUUUUUUUUUUCGAAAAUAUUUUGUUUAAGUUCACUUUUAAAGUACAGCUACUAGAUAAUGGGGUUAAAAAGAGCAACACUGUCCACGCAGCCAAUAGCAAGCAACAAAAAGAAACCCUAAGGUGUUUCUAGCCAUCCUUUGGUGCAUAGCCACAUUAGCUUAACAAACGAAUCGGGGGGAACUUCUUUUGGCACUUGAUCCGGAAAUGUUAUAUUUGACUCCAGAAAUGGGGUGUCAAGUCCUUUCAGCUUGCUGCUCGCUAAACGAGUUGUUAGGAACGAAAGUUGAAGGGUCGCCUUUCGGGAUUUGGCAGUCGUGCACUGUGAAAGCUGGCCAGCCUGUUUUAUAUCUAUAUAUAUAUUUUUUUUCUGUUAUCACCCCACGAGACAGCUCAAACUAAACACCCAUUGUAUACAAAAUCCUUUGGAGACGAACUGAAGCUUCACCUCGACAAUGUUCACGCUCAUUAUUAUUGUUCUUUUUUUUUGUGCAGACCACGCAGAAAUGCGUAUGUGAUUUUCUUUUAUUUGUACCUACCAAAAUUUAAUUUGCUUCAUUGGGAAAAUUGCGUUAUACUAAGGAUUUGACAUUGCAGUUAUGUUACAGACACGAUAGUCCUCGCUGUUCAUUAGCGGCAGGCAAAAAUUGCGGCUGCCAACAACACGAGCCCUUAAACUGAACCGCGUACACAAAAUUAAUUCACUGCGACUUUCCAAUGUUCAUUUGCAUGGUGCAAUCGAAAGGAUGUCUGUCAUAGUCUCCGUGAAGGAAUCAUUGACACAUUUUUGUUGUCACUGACCUACGUAAACCUAAAAAAAAAAACGCGUACAAAUUUUACGAAAGGCUUGUUCUGCGCUUACGCCAUAGUCUGUGCAUAGCUUAUGUCGACCUGUCCGGUCAGUUUCAAGUGCAUGAUAAUCACGCCGCUGUGCAAUGCUAAUAUCUUUUUUUAUUUACGAGUUACAAUUAGGAAGGCAAUUAUCACAUUCUUUAUGAAACCAGGGCAGAUGUUCUCGGUUUCUUCCAAAUUGUUUUUUUUUUCCGCGUUGUAACAAGUAGCGCGCCAUUCCAGUAGUUUAUUUCGUGGCUCCUUUCAUAGAGGAGUGUUUCCGCAUGUUAGUCCACGCUGCGAUGUCAGCAUACCUGAGACAGGCAGUCAGCGCAAAGAUAUUGCUCACACAGCUUGUUUUGUUUGCUUAAGGUAUUUAAGAGAUGGUCUGACUCCGUACGGAGUGAUGGUAUUCAAGUCCACGCAGUGCCAACAACGGUAAAUUUCCAAGGAAAAAAACAUUGCACGACUUCACAUACGGAGAAAAAGUUUCCUGAUAGCUGGCCGGACAGCGUACGCCCCCGCGUCGCGUUUUAGCUUUCCGUUCGCUAACGUGGCAUGAAGCCACAUCAUCGACAAAAGUCGUAACGUCUUUGCACUCGCCAGCGUUCCCUUUGCUAAUUUGUUUUUUAAUCAAUUCUCCUGACAUCAACACAGCAAACCAGCACUGCUUGAAGGGACUCCGUUUUCGCGGCCGUCCGAUAUGUGGGGACCGGGAUAACGGAAGGUGCCGCGAUCUAACGAAGCUCGAUGGCGCCGAUUUCGGAGGUCACCCCGAGUCUCAGCCAAUCGACGCGCUCCUUCUCCCCAAGACGCGACUGCAGCGCCGCCAUUUUUCGUCGCCAUCGCGGAGCCCGGGCUUCGUCGACGAGCUAUGCGAAACUGAACCCGUUCUCGCGUCGUUGGUGGCACAAGUCGCACUUUUAAACAACGCCAGCUGUAGAUCUCAGUUGCUCGCCAGGGAAGGAAGGUAGAGAAAUUAUCCGCGCCCGACAGCAGCCGUCAACUUAACCGCGUUUCCAUCGUAGCGCUUCGCUACGCUCAACCUGCAUGAACGCGAACACACACUCAACACAGACAGAUACAUUCAUGCUGUGAAACCUACACGUACUUUCUCGAGCAGCUCCGCCUGACGCAGGUUUGCUGUAUCCACAUGACGAGAAAUCAAAGCUUCAAUCAAGGCGCUAUAGAGGGAGCCUCUGACUCGUACCCGAUCGCCUAGGAAAGAAGGGACGCUUCUUGCGAAAGCAAUAAUGUUGCGGUGCGCUCUUUUUUGUCAUUGCCACCCGUGUUCAAGCAGUUAUCGCAAUAAAGGGGGCGGGGCACUUCAGUUAUUGGUUGAGAUACCGCGUCGAGGGCAAUACACACGGUUGAUCGCGUGAGUCACGUGAUGAAGAGACUGGGCCUAUUUUCUUUCUCAAUUGAGUCAGUGCGGAAGGAUUUGGUCAUGUAAAAAAAAAAGAGAUAAGAACGCGGCUCGAUUAAACAGAGCGCCCGUCUCCCCCCUUAUGCUCGGUUCUCAGCACCAGGUGGCUAGUUAUCCUAUUCUAUACUACUCGUAGCGCUAUGCUUGCAAGGCCUCGUCUACUUCGAAUGUAUCUGCGGAAGUGUCACUUCGAAGGAAUGAUCUGAUAAGUACAAGUAUGCACAUGAACAGAGCUCCCGCCACAGAUGUUAACCACCGCUUACAUCAGUCGGCAUGGCUGUGCCAGAGACUAAAUCCCUUGAUACGGCUGAAUGACAAGACGUAAAGCCAAAAGCGAAAAACCACUGAGAAGGAGCUUGAUCCUGAUUGGGGCAGAAUUUCGAACAUGGUGAAAUGACCCUCUGGUUCGGCAGUCAUUCAUCGACACGCAUCGACAACUCGCUCUCGUUAGGCUUAGAUCAGGGCAAUGCCCGUCGGGUGGUAGGGGUUGUGUAUUUUGACAGUGCAGACGUUUAUUAAGCGGCCGUUCAGGAGGUUUCAGCCAUUUUUUACUUACCGAAGCUUUUGUCUCGCUAGCGAACAUUGGACGCUAUUUCUUGUGGUCUUUCGUCUUCCUUCAUUACUUAAAAAAAAAAAAAAAACUAAUGCGAUAUCAGAUCGCUAAAGGUCCGCAGGUAUACAGUGACUUGGAACUAUAAGUGAGGAAUGCCUGGAUUUGACCCCCAAGUGGAGAGAGAAGCGUAAAAAGAACGGGGCCGGCAUAGGUGUUUCGAGAAAGUGCCUUUGUGUUAGGGUGACUCCAGUGAGAUUCUGAAAAGAUGCGAGGGGCAGAAUGAAGACAGCUUGAGUAAAGGGACGCAGCGACUUAUCAAGUUGAUGCGAUUGGAAAUCUCGACUCCAGCAGAGCGCUUUUAACGUUAUCUACGGUCCUUUCAAGUGAAACGCAACCAGCGCCGACGGUAGACGCCCGCGGUGGAUGCGCAGAUGGCGCCUCGUGCGGCAGUGUCUUGCGUCGGGUUACACACUGAUCUCAACUGCGUUCAAUAGUGUGUGGACGAUUGUUGAUAUGCGCACUGCUGCUCGCGUCACUUCGCCAAUCAGCUGUAUCCAUUGCCUCCCAACACAUUUGCUCUCAUUCAGCCGGACAGCUAAGGUGACCUGCAUGUCACCGUUUUAUUCUCACGCCCUCGCAUGCUUGAAGGAUUAGUCUAGUGCGCUUCCGGUAACAUGCACAUCGUGACAUCACGGAAGUGGAAGGGGCAGCUGGGCUUGGUUCCUAUCUAAAACGUUUCAGAACUUCAGGUGUCGCGUUAAGAUGAAAGGAUACCUUCGCCGGAGUCAGUUCUGGCAAGACUGUUCAGUGCUUUCCGGUCAGUGGGAGUAGACGUAAAGUGGUGAUAGUGCAGACGGUGCCGUCAAACACUCGCUCAGCUUCAUCAGCCAACUGUCUAAAGAGUGUGUCACUUGGAAUGCUGGCUGUGCUUUCAGCAGAGCUUAUACUAAGUCGAUGGUCGGCGAGCGGAGUGUCGAUGCGCGAAAGAGAUAUACAGGGUGCUGUGCCAUGCGCUUGUCAUACAGGAGGUUCCGCAAUGCCAGACGGGAUAUUCAAUGCUUGCUGCUAAAACGUAAAAAAAAAAGAAAGGAGUUUGCAAAGGACGCCAGGUCUCUUCAGCCACAAAAAUGCAGUUUGAAAAAAAAAAAAAAAGAAGACAGCGAGGUUAUUACAAUUCCGGAAUUUCGAUCCUGACGCGGUAUUUGCGGUCAGUGAGGUUCCCGCACCUCGUCAAUGGACGUCGCUAAGUGCUCAUGCUCCAAGCGUUCCUCACAAUAUGCAGGGAACGGGCUGUCGAGAAUUAAGGUUCAAUUCGGCAGAAGUCUUAAUAUCGCUGCGAAAAUCGGUGGUACGGCCGCAUCUCGUUUCAGCCUUCAAGCGGGUGCUUAUGCUUAGGCGGUCCGGGCCCCACAGCUUCGAACAAAUUCUUGCCAGGCCCCUGCCUUCGCAUGACAACGCCUAUCCGUGACAAGUUCGAAAAAAAAAAAAAAACAGGAACUGCUGCCGUUGCUGAUACGAAACACACAAACUGCACGGAAUUGUCGCGGAAGUCACCCUAAUGCUCACAUCCGGGUAGUGUUUUGUUCUCGUUUGCUCACUGGCUAAUCACGCGCUCACUCCCGCGUCGCUCAACCAAUCGCUACAAGUGGCGGUCCCAGACCACGCCUCCUCCCUCGCCCCAACUCAAACAACCGACGGUGCCAUUCCUAAGUAGGGGUGAGAAGAAGUACAUUGUCCCGUGCGCGCUGCAUGUUUGCCGCCACCUGUGUUAAAUCGUGAAAAGCUCAUUAAGUGGUACGGCCUCUUUCUUUUGUUCUCCAAUGUAGUUCAGUUUUGAAUCAUCAAGUUCGUUCACAGCCUUUCACUGUCCAAUUGCCUCGCCCAAGAAAUCGUGACAGAAGCGCUAAAAUAGUUUCAAUUCUUGCUAAGGUGUGAACAUCUUUUAACGGCAGAGGUCGAAAAUCAAAAUCAGUUCAGAGAAGCGAUUUGAGACCCAAUCACAAACCGCAAGCUAAAUGCUACAAGACUGAAAGCAACCGAUAUCUCCGUUAUGGACCGGUUCCUCCGGGCGACUGCGCGACGAAGAGGAUUUCUUUUUUUUAACGAGCAACUCACGGCAGGCAGCGACAAAGCAACUGAUAACAGAGGUGCGUGAAGAGAAUAGAUUUAUAUUAUAUAUACAUUAUAUAAAUAUAUUAUAUAUAUACAGAAAUGUGCUACAGGACGAAUAAGACGGGAGUAAAAAAAUGGAUGAGAAUAUAUUAUAAAUAUAUUUAAGGGAGCGCGAUGUUAUAAAGUGUAAUAUAUAUUAUACAUAUAUAAAUAUACGUCAGACGCAGUCACAGCCACACAACAACACGUGCACACAUACACUCACUUUUAAGCCACACACGGUCAUAAUCAUUUUUUCCCCGAUCUCCUUUUCUUUCGUGAUUCGAAAAGACCUUCUCUUCGCCAUGGCGUUUUCAUUGUUAUUCUUUUUUUUUUUUUUUUCAUCAUUCACUGUGGAACGCUUUCAUUUGCUUCAACCGAACGGGUGUUGAUUCUGUACCGUCUCCCAUUUUGUUUCUCUCCGAUUUCUCGAGCUGUGGAAUGCACAGAAAAAAAUAACUCUGAAGCCACGACAUCUUUUUUGCCAUAUAUUGUUACUGUUUAAGAAAAAAAUGUGCCACGCGAAAAAAAAAAAAAGACGUGUCGUGGUGAAAAAAAUGACAAAAAAGAAAAGAAUCUUAUUGAGUGAGAGAGAGAGAAAAGAAAACGUGUUACCGCUGUGAAUAAAAAUUUGAAUUGCGGGCUUGA